Molecule: messenger RNA, 613 nt
Organism: Zingiber officinale
Lineage: Eukaryota; Viridiplantae; Streptophyta; Magnoliopsida; Zingiberales; Zingiberaceae
Product: non-specific lipid-transfer protein 1-like
Exons: 2
Coding region: 60-419 (119 amino acids)
Biological process (GO): lipid transport
Cellular component (GO): membrane
Molecular function (GO): lipid binding
Source: RefSeq, a predicted model, not a curated record
UUCCUCUCCACACCACACACCACCAACCCCGACGAUUCCCGCUCCCGUUCUUCUUCCCGAUGUCUCGCUCCGGUGCCUUAGCGGUGGUGCUCAUGAUAGCAGCAGUCGUCGCCCUCCUAGCGGGGUCCCAGGCCGAUGCCGUUGUCACCUGCGGCCAAGUGGCCUCCAACCUGCGGCCCUGCAUUCCCUACGUGACCGGUAAGGUGUCGGCGCUGCCUCCGCCCUGCUGCAACGGGGUGAGGAGCCUGAACACCGCCGCGCAGACCACCGCCGACCGCCGUGCAGCGUGCAGUUGCAUCCGCUCGCAGGCAUCUGGGAUCUCCGGUCUCCAGCCCGGCCGCCUUUCCGGGCUCCCCGGCAGCUGCGGCGUCCACCUUCCAUUUCCCGUCAGUACCUCCACUGAUUGCUCCAGUAACUGAUCGACCGGACCGAGUGGACCAGAUACUAUCCGAGUUAUAGAGGGAUACAUGGAAUAAAAAUGGGAGGUCGAGUCUCAUACUUGUGAUCCUCCCAUCGCGUCUAGCUUCGAUGCCGAGGCUUGUUAUUGUUCUAUAUAUCGUCAUGUUGUUUUGUCUAUAUUCUAAUAUAUACUUCUCCUUCGUAUCGUGUGAAA